Messenger RNA from Paramecium sonneborni, 6002 nucleotides. The record is from the annotation of a GenBank genome assembly. NCBI's taxonomy places the organism in Eukaryota, Ciliophora, Oligohymenophorea, Peniculida, Parameciidae.
AUGAAAUAAUAGCCAGAACCAGAGAUUCCUACUCUUUAAUAAUAGAAUAAAUAUUUAGAGAAGAAGCGUUCAGGACAAGGUUUGGAAAUAAAUUUCAAAUUGUUUAACGACUUUCUAAAAUUAAGAGCAUCAGGGUUCUCAAAAGUUACUAUCAUGUUAAUCGUUUCGUUUUUUCAUUAAGCUUUGAGUUAUAUUGCUUAGUAAGACUCAUAUUAAUAUUCUGAUAUAAGCACCUUGCAGAUUUACAUUAUUCAACCGAGAGUACCUUAUUAAAUCAAAUUUUGAGUGCUUGUUAAUAUAUAGACAUCCUCAGUUUAUUAAGAAUAGACACAAACUUUUCGUAUUUCAUAUUUACGAUAGCAUUAAUCUUUACAAUAGGUUUAAGCCUGCUAUAUUUGAUGAUAUAUAUUUUAGGACCUGAAUACAAGCCUAGAAAAAAGUUCAUUGGAAAAGUAUUAAAUAAUUGAUAAAUACAAUAGUUAUUUGUAUUUCUUUGUGAUAUAUACAUUUGGUUAAUGUUUUUUCCAUGUAUGAUAACAUGUUUUGAAUUUUGUCUAUGUAAUUAAGAGGAUAAGUGUAAUUUUGAUGCAAUUAGAUUGAUUCUAACAUUAUUAGCUAUUUUAGGGUUGAUAUGUGGUUUGAUAAACAUAAUAGUAUUAACAACUUUAUUUCAUAAUAAUUGGGAAAAUAAGAAAGAUUGUUUUAAUGGAGAGAAUGUAGUUUAUUUAAGUUGUUACCAGUUGAGUCGUUUUGUAUUAGCUUUCUUAGUUGUUUUUAGGUAUAAAUAUGAAUAUGAUAUUAAAGCACUAAAGUAUAUACAUUUUUUUGGUUAUUGAUGGUAGUAUCAUUUGCAAUUUAUACAUUAUUUUUAGUGAACAUUUUAAUAGGGAAUGGUUUCUUAGCUUUUGGUACUAAAUAUACAAGAUCAUUAUUUAUACUUAUGUUAAUAUUAAUGAUUAGUAUUACGUUUUCAUCAAUAAUAGAUGAAUUUCAUCGAAGUUAGAAUUCUGAUACAAGAGUUGAAAAUUUUAGUGUUUACUUUAUAUUCAAUUUGAUCUUUCUAUUUUUAGUAGUUGGUUAUAAUUUAAGACAUACUUAAAGUUUAUCUAUAUAAUUUGAUAUUCGUUCUCUUACUCCUGAGAGUUUGCAUAAAUAAAUAUACACAACAUUGGCUUUUUUAGAGAUAUCAAUGACUGAUAUUUCAAUUGACACUUAUUUUAAAGGAAUUUUAUAAAGACAUUUAGAUUUUGAAUGUUAACAUCCUGUAAUAAAGGGAGAAGGAAGAUGUUUUUGCAAAAAGAAAAGAGUUUAUGAUUCAAAAAAGAGAAAGGAAGUUCGGGUUGAAGAAUGGAUUACAAUGAAAGCGAUAAUUAUGAAAUUUCUUAUAAAAAGUUGGAUUGAAACUUAUUUAAGUUAUAGACCUAAUGAUAUUGGAGUUCAAAUACUUUAUGCUAGGUAAUAGAAUUAUAUAAGUAUAUUAGGUUUAUGUUUAGUAAAUUUCAUAAUCAUUAGAUUGCUUUACAUAUCUUAUCAGAUUUAGAAAAGAGAUUUACAUUUUUAUUAGAUAGAUAUAAAUCUUAUUAAUUAAAAUGGAAAAUAAUAAAAUUUAUACGUCAUAAAAAUAGUGAUAGUUAUAAAGGUAAAUUAGAAAUAGAAAAUGCUUUAUUUGUAGAAGAAUAGAUUGAUUCUAUAAAAAAUAAUAUAACUAAUAUUCUAAAAUAGAAUUGUGUAUUUUGGAAUAAUCUCCAAUAGACAACUAUUGAUAUGAGUGAGAUGGAUAAUCUAUUAUAAAUGUAAUUUAAAAAAAUAGAAGAAACAAAACAUUUAUGGAUAACAAUUACUAAUUAUUUAGAAUUUAAAAAGAAAUGGAAAUUUUAUUAUGCUUGGUUUACUCUUUAUAUUUUGAAUAAAAAGAUAAAGAAUAGAAUCCUCGAUAAUUUUUAAGGUUUCUAAGUGAAUGAGAAUGAUAUCUUUUCUGAAGAAUUAUAAGAACACAAUAUUGAAGAAGAUGUAAAUAGUGUUAAAUCAGGAUAUUUAGAUAAUGAGAAAAUAGAAAUAAAAAGCAGGAAAAUAAUAUUUGAUAGAAAAGCUUGUAUUAUAUAAGCUAGUGAUGAUAUUUAAUCAUCAAUUCUUAAAGUUAAUAAACAAUUUACUAGAAUAUUUGGUUAUUCAGGCGAAGAGGUUAUUAAAAAGUAAAUAUUUAUAUUAUUAUUGAAUAGAUUACCAAUUAUUAAUUUAAUGCCUGAUGUUUAUAGUAAAGUACAUCCUUAAAUUCUAAAUGAUUAUAAAUAAACAGGUAAGACAAACUCUCUCUAUUCUCAAAGAAAAAUUUAUUGUUUACAUAAAUCUGGUAUUAUGUUUACUGCAUGGAAAUUCCUUAAAUUAUAUGUUGAUUUAAAUGGUCUAUCUUAAUUUGUUAUUAUGAUUAGACCAACUGAUUUUGAUAAUGAAAAAAAACAUGAUUACAUUAUUCUCAAUAAUGAUUGGGAAAUUAAUGGAAUGACAAAUAAUGUACUCUAAGGACUUAAUCUCGAUUCUCGUCUUUUUAAAAAGAUUUCCUCAGAAUUUGUUUUAUUUAAUAUUCUAUUAUUUGCUCCUAAACUUAUCUAAUAUUCUAGAAUUGCUCCUUUAAUUAAUGAAGAAAGAGAUUUACCUAUUUUUGGAAUGAUGAAAAAUCCUAAAAAACCUGCUUAAAAAAAAGUUGUUUAGUAAUAAAAUGUUCUUGAGAAUUAAUUAUCUAAUUCUAGCAAACCUAAAAUUAAUGUUAAUAUGUUAGGUUCAGCUUCUCUUAAAUAAUCUUUAGGAAAACCUAUUUCAGUUAUGUAUUCAGAUAUUGAUUUUGGAUCCAAAGUCUUAUUACCAUAAUAAUCUAUUGAUUAAUAAGUACCAUAAUAAUUAGUGGUUGCAAAUGAAAGAGAUAAAUUCUUAUAACAUUAAAUGAGUUCUAUUAGUGAUAAAAAUGAAUUUGAAGAUUUUAAUAAAUAAUUAGGAUAAUUUGAUAAAAUCUAAAAUCUUAAUCAAGAAAUGGAAAGAAAGGCUGAAGAAUAAAUUAAUCAACUUAAAGAAACCUAAUUUUUAAAUAAUUAUUCAAAAAUAUAAACCAUGGGAAAUAAAGAAAAGGAUGCUUUCAGUGAAGAUAAUAUUAGUAGAGAUGAAAUGAUUGAAAAAAUUAAAGGAAUUAAAAUUUUUGAAGGUAAAAUCAAUAGUGGAGAACAACUUCAAUUUAGAAUGAAAAUUCCAGAAAAUAUGGAUUAAAUUAUUGAUUAUUAUUCCUCUUAAAAAUCUAAGAUGUACUAAUUAAAAAAAUAAUAAGAUGAUGUAUAAAUUAUAAUUAUUAUCAUUUUAGCAAGUUAAAUAGGAAGAAGUUAUAGAUCAAGUUAAAAAAAAAGAAAAAGAUAAAUUUUUUGUCAAAUAAGGAACAUAACAAAGAGAAUUUAGAAAAAAAGCUAGAUUAAUGUUUUAAAAAGCAGCAGAAAUGAAAAGAUGUUAAGAUGAUGUGUAUUAUUAUUAAUCUUAUUCUUUAGAAAUUUCUAUGAACUAUUAGUAGAAAUCUAUUAAAAACUUAUAUAAGAUUAAAAAACUCGUACAUUUAAGUUGAGUUGUACAAUAUAAUUCAUAAAAAUUAAAGAUGAAAGAAUUGGUAUAAUUAAAAUUACUUCAAUAAAUGAAAUAACAAAAGUAAAAAGAGUUAUAAGAGAAAGAGAUGGGAAUCGUAAAUAAUCUGUGUUUUUAAAAAAUAUUGUACCUUCAAGAGAAUUAGGGGGAAAAGGAUCGAAAUUGUCAGCCACUAAUUUAACAAAUCAAUUUGAAAAUUCAAAAUUUGUAUCUAUGGUAAGUGAAAGUGAUACAAAAUAAUAAAUAAGUCCUGUAGAUAUAAAACCUGCUUCUAAAACUCCUCUUAUAAAAGAUAAAUCAUUUAAAGGUAAUUUAGGUUAUUAAAUGAAUGUUCAAGGUUAAGUUCAAGAAUUAGACGAUGAUAAAGAUUUAUUAAUAGAUAGUAAGGCUUUUAAUAAAAUGAUAAACUGGGAUACAUUUUAACAAUAAUUUAAAAUGUAAUAAGGAGCACUUAAUUUUUCACUAAAUGCAGGAGAUAAUAUAUUUAGAAAGGAAGAUAAUAAUAAACCUCGUAAAUUCUUAGUAAAGAUUGCAUAUUUAACUUGGUUUUUAAGAAUAAUGUUUGUUGCCAUAAUAACUUUAAAUCUUUUGACUUAUUUUCUUAAACCUUUUUUAGAAUUCAAUCCUAUGAUAUCUUAAUCAUAAAGGAUUUUGGCAUUAUCUUAGAUGCAAACUACAAUGAUUGAAACUUAUGAUACACUUUUAGAUCUACUAAUAUUUAGAGAUGAUUAAGAUUUUAAUUAAAUAGGAAUGACAGAUAAAUUAACUUAUUAUAGUUAUUAAUUGUCUUCUAUUUAAUAGAGUUAUGAAUUUCUUAAAAUUUAAAUACAAGAUUUAGAUCAACUUUAGACUUUUUUAGAUGAUGAUAUAUUUUAUUCAACUCCUAUAUCUGAUUAAUCAAUAUAGGGUGAAGCUAAUACUACUCUUACUUUAGAUAGUAAAGAUUUCUUCACAAAAUUUAUUAUGUUAGAACACUAAAUAUCAAUGAUGGAUGCUUCUUUAUUAGAAAUAAUAAGUUCUACAGAUCCAGUUGUUAAAUUUAUUCGUUAUGUGACAAUACCAUAAUUAUACAACUAAUUAAAUAAUGCUGUUAUGGAUUUAUAAACUAUUGUUUUAGAAAAAUCAGAUUCCAUUUCUGAUUUGGUUGUGAUUAUACUAACUAUUGAAGGUUCUCUAUUAGCUAUUGGUUUCUUUGGAUUGCUUAUUAUUAUAUUUUGGAUCAGUCAAACUUAUAAAGCAGUAUUAAAAAUCUUCAUAUUGAUUUAAAAGAAUGAUUUAAGUAAAAUAGUUAAAUAGUAAAAAUUUAUUGAGAAUUAAUUCAAGUACAUUAUGACAAAAGAUCUUGAAAUUAGUGGAAUAUAACCAAAAAGUGUUUAUUAAAGAUUUAAUUCUAUCUCAUCUAAACAUAAUUUUUAAAUGCAAUAAAACUUUCUAUUAAUAAAUGAAGAAGAAGAAUAAAAUAUGAAUAAGAAGAGAGAAAAAAAUAUUAUUGAUAGAUCAUUGUUAAAACAAUUGACUCUUAAAUUAUAUGCAACUUAUAUAAUCUUAGUUUUUCUAUCAGCAGGAGCCUCCUUAGCUUUUUUCUUAUCACUUAAAUAAGCAAGUAGCAAUAUUAGCAAUAUAAUUUCUAUUGGAUAAGUUGCGAUUUCUGAUUUCUCUGAUAAUUAAUUACUUUUAGUUUCUGUUAAGGAACGAUACUAUAAUGAAGAAAAUUAUUACAUAAAUUACCUUCCAAAAGUUAAAAGUUUACUUGAAAAUUAAAUUGAAAAUAUUAAGUAAACCCCUUCAAUUAAUAAUCCUGGUUAUGGAGACUUCUAUAAUGGAUUUCAAGCAUCUUAUUUUAGUAAUCUUUGUUAUUAUUUGUUUAAUUAAACUUGUAUUUAAUUUAUUUUUAUUUUUAGUAUUAAAUUCUACUGGACAGACUGAAUGUGAAUCAAUAAUUAAUGGAAAGUUAAAAGAUGGAAUAGUUGCAUUUAAUUAAUAUUUCCUUUCUAAUGUCUAGGAUUAUGUUUUAUUAAAUAUUGAUAGAUUUGGAUUUAUUAAUAAUAAAUUGAUAUGGAAUUUUAAUUCAUGCAUAGACUACGUUAAAAGUACCUAUAAAGUUUUACUUACAAAGUGGGCUUAGGUAUAUUAUCAUUUUAAUAUUCAAGGAUUUAAAUUAAUUAAUUGAUUCAAAUAUCACAUUAAUCUUGGUAUUACUUAUUGUUAUGCAAUUAUUUUAAUUAAUUGUCUUUAUGGUAAUUGCUGAAAUGUAUUUGGUAAAUCAACUUAAUUAGACAUUUUCCUUUUAUAGAUUAGUUUACAAAUCUUAUAUGCCAAAUGAUAUAAUUCAAAAAGAGAAAAUUAUAAGAGCUUAAUUAAUACGUUAUAAUAUAAUUAAAAAAUGA